Messenger RNA from Cladocopium goreaui, 1131 nucleotides. Lineage: Eukaryota; Dinophyceae; Suessiales; Symbiodiniaceae. The record is from the annotation of a GenBank genome assembly.
AUGGAGCUUGGUCCCUGCCGUGUCUGCGGCUGUCCCGCUUUGGCGCGCUGCUCGCGCUGCCAAGAAGCGGCGUACUGUGGCCCGGAGUGUCAGCGUGCGGAUUGGCAGAUUCAUAAGCAAAGUUGUCACAGAUCCCGAGAGGCCCCUGCAGAGCGGCUGCAAGUGCCAGCAGUGCCAGCAGGGCCAGCAGGGCAGGCCGCUGCAGUGGCACCCAAACAGAAGGAGAUUGAGUGGGAUGCAGUGCGUGCCAUGCUGGGACAGGCGCCGGCGCGGCCUUCAGAUGACCGUGCCGACGAAGCGGCUGGGCCAGCGGAGCCGAGAGUCAGUGGGGCCAGCCCAGGAUGGCAGAGCUCCCCAACUCACCCCACCACCCCAGCACCCUUCGACGUCCACCUGGUGGGCAAGAACAACGUGGAAGUUGCGCAGGCCGUGGUGGCGAAACUCAAGGAGCGUGGAGUCUGUGUGAUCAAAGCGGGCGCGGAGAGGGCUUUCCACAAAGCAGUGCAUAUGGAAGCAAAGCAGCUGUGGGAUGCUGGGGCAUACACCAGUGCAAGCAAAGGCAGCCCAUCCUCACCAGGUAGUCACGAGAUCACCUUCAAUGCAAGAGAUGACAAGGUGAUUUGCUUGAGCUCUUCUGUGCUGGAUGCGCUGGGGAAGAAGGUGCAAGCGCUGAAGAAAGUGGACGAGCAGCUUGCCAACUUUGGCUGGGGCAUCAAGCAGAUUCUAGAGGACCAGCUUGGGCUUAGUUUGACGAAGAGAACGCCAGGAAUGCUUUCGUGCUACGAUGGCCAGAAGGUGCCCGAUGCACAAUAUGGCUUUCACGUGGACAACCCAUACAUGACCAACAUGGCAGUUCCGGACGAUGGCAGGAGGCUGACGUUGAUUUUCUACAUUUCAGAUGGGCAGCACUGGGAUGUCCAAAAGGAUGGUGGUGCCCUACAGGUCUGCAUGUCAGAUCCAAGACGGGCGCCAUCAUCCACUGCAGAGGCCUUAACCCAUCCCCUAUUCACUGUGGCGCCCGACUGUGACACGUUGGUGGCAUUCUGGUCCCAUACCAUGUUCCAUGCGGUGCUACCGGUCACCGGCACCAAGCCGCGCUUCGCCUUGUCCACGUGGUUUAUGGGCAGCUGA